AUGCCUGUUAUCGACGACCAUUUUGAUCAUCAUCCUGGAGGAAAUAAUUUCGGUCGCCUUCUACAAAGCGCAGCUGGGCCUCGCAGAAAUGCCGCUGGGGGAGAGUGGAAAGUGACGAAACAUAGUACCGGUAACAAACGAUACGAGCCAUUCAACCCCCAGCAGCCAGCCAGUGGUAGCAGCAGAGCACCAGCUCGCUUUCCUUCCCUUGCGGCCCCUUGGAAACUGCUAUCAACUACUAGUACCCUCCCCUCUUCCUCGUCCGCACUCUUCCUUUCUCUCUGCUCUCACUACGCUCUUCAGUUCUCCCAUACAAUUUGUGUCUUCCCAUACAAAAAAAGUACACCCGCGUCGGCUGAAACCGCUGACCUCGAAACCCAUAAUAACCUCCUUUUCCCGAGCUUCCUGCUAGCUUCAAACUCUCAAAAUGCCCAAGACGGAGAAGACCACCCGCAAGGCCAAGGCUCCUGCCCGCGAGACCCAGAGGAAGAAGAAGGACCCCAACGCCCCCAAGCGUGCUUCGGCCAGGUCGGUAAGAUGCUGGGUGAGAAGUGGAAGGCUCUUACCGACAAGGAGCGCAAGCCCUACGACGACAAGGCUGCUGCCGACAAGAAGCGGUACGAGGAGGAAAAGGCUCAGUACAACGCUGCCGAGGAGGAUGAGGAAUCGUCCUAA
Messenger RNA from Aspergillus calidoustus, 675 nucleotides. NCBI's taxonomy places the organism in Eukaryota, Fungi, Ascomycota, Eurotiomycetes, Eurotiales, Aspergillaceae. The record is from the annotation of a GenBank genome assembly.